This is a messenger RNA of Knipowitschia caucasica, 681 nucleotides long. Lineage: Eukaryota; Metazoa; Chordata; Actinopteri; Gobiiformes; Gobiidae. The record is from the annotation of a GenBank genome assembly.
AUGGAGCAGCAACAAGACGAUUCUCCUCAAGACACAGAAAAUGAGACAAAUACGCAACAAAAAACACGCAAAUCUGUUGAAGCGUCCAGCGAGAAUGCUACCUCAAGCUCAGAGAGUAGCACGACGACCGAAGAGGCGACACCAGCUAGUUUUAGCCGGCUUAAGCUGUUCGAAAAAGUGAUGCAAAAAAGUUUAGAAAAUGUUAUUGAAUUUGCCAGUUUCAAGAGAUUCGUUAGCACCUUCCGGCCACUUUACAAGAAAAACCCACAGCGUAUGGAAAACAUUUAUAAGCAAUUUAUCGAAGAACUAAAGAAAGCCAUUCAGGAGGACAUAGUCAGAUUGAUUGAAGAAGGACGCUUGAAGACAAAACUUGAUGAACUAGAUAAACUGGAAAAGGCUUCUAAGAGUAAAACCCAUGCAUGGCGUCCCUCUGGAAUACCUGAACAGGACCUUUGCAGUUUUCUGAUGCCAUUCUAUCAAAAACAGGAAGCCUACAUGAGACUUGAGCUUAAAAAAAUCCAAGCUGAAAAUGCUGCCCUAACAAAGAAGGUGCUGGCAGGAAGAGAGCGUAUUUCUCACUCUGAGCAGCAUAUUUCAGAGGUUGUGGAAGACUGGAAGGCAUCUUUGAAAGAAUCUGAAAAACUGGUAUCUUCCCUCAAGCCUGACAUUAUUGAAGCAUGA